GGUGAACGCUGUCACAGUAUAAUAUAUUGGAUUCAUAUACUUAAUGUUCAAGUGCAUGUCAAGCUCAUCAACAUCCGUAUAAACGUCAUUUAGAUCAGUUAAGCUAAACAAAAUAUGAAUUCGUUCAAAGACGAAGUUGUGAUAUCGGGCAUAAGCGGAAAGUUUCCUGAGUGUAAUGAUGCAGACGAACUCAAAUCUUUAUUAUUCAAUAAAGUUAAUGGUGUGACUGACGAUACAAGAAGAUGGAUUCAGAAAAAUAAUCAUAUACCUACAGCAACUGGUAAAAUUAACAAUAUUGAUGCGUUUGAUUCAAUAUUUUUCAAAGUUCAUUCAAAACUUGGAGCCGUUAUGGACCCUGCGGCAAGACUCUUAAGUGAGCGAGCGGUAGAAGCAAUCAUCGAUGCAGGCAUUAGUCCCAAUGAUUUAAGUGGAACGAACACGGCCGUAUUUACGGGUUCAUUUUUUAGUGAAUGUGAAUCUUCAAUAACAAGAGAAUAUAAAUCAACAUUUUAUAUAUUGGGAACUGCUAGAACAAUGCAAGCCAAUCGCAUUUCAUAUACACUUAAUUUAAUAGGUCCAAGUUUUGCAAUGGUGAGUGGAUCCCAAAGCUUGAUGCUGGCCAAACAAAUGAUCGAAUGUGAGUAUAUCGACUCAGCAAUUAUUGGAGUAUCCAAUUUUAAUUCUGAGUUUGUGGCGCAUCAACAAUUCGAUAAGCUGACCAGUUUGACGAAAACAACCCAAACAAAAUCGUUUAGCGCCGACGCUGAUGGAUACAAUAGAUCAGAAGCGUGUAUUGUACUUUUACUGCAAAGAGCAUCACAGGCAAAACGUUCGUAUGGUACGAUAUUGAGUGCAAAAGCGAUGCAGUUUGGCGAUCACCAAGGACAUAUCACCAAACAUUCUAAAGACAAUUUAAAAUCAACCAUACUGAAAGCAUACAAAGAAGCUAAAGUGGAUCCAUCUACUGUACAUUUCAUAGAAGCAAACGGGUGUGGGAUCAAAGCUGAAGACGAACUAGAGCUUAACGUGAUGGAAGAAAUAUUUUGUACCAACCAACGAAAGACACCGUUAAAAAUAGGGUCUGUAAAAAGUAACAUUGGUCAUACCGAAGAAGCUAGCUUAUUUGCAUCGAUCAUCAAAGCCAUUCUAACGUUUGAAAAUGGUUACAUACCGCCAAAUAUCAAUUAUUCGACACCAAAUUUAAAUAUUAAAUCUAUAAGGAACGGAAAGAUGCAAGUGGUUACACAGAAGACACAUUUCAACGAUGAUAUAAUCGGAAUAACUUCUUUUGGUUUUUCUAACGAGUUUAAUCACGUUAUACUUAAAAGAAAUAAUAAGAUAAACCCGAAUAAAUCAUCUGAAACUUUAAUACCGAAAUUAAUUUUGGCUUCUGGAAGAACGUAUGAAAAUGCUGUAGACACCAUAAAAAGGAUAUUUAAACAUGGAAAAAACAACGAAUAUAUUUCUCUAACACAAAACAUUUUUUCAAAAAUGAUACCAAACCACUAUCAUAGAAGCUAUGCUAUUUAUCCAAAUUUGAAUUCAGAAGAAAUUGGAGAUGCUUGGGACGUUACAUUAAAAAAACGACCAAUUUGGUUUGUAUUCUCCGGAAUGGGUUCGCAAUGGCCCGGGAUGGGAGCAGAUUUGAUGCGCUUGCCAAUAUUUGCCGAAUCUAUUAGAAAAAGUGACGUUGUGUUGCGGUCAAAAGGGAUAGAUAUCAUUGAUAUAAUAACAACAGUACAACCAAGUCUAUUCGAAAAUAUACUUAACUCGUUUGUGGGAAUAGCAGCAAUACAAUAUUAUUCAUAUUUUCAGAUAGCUUUAGUGAAUGUAUUGAAUGCGUUGGAAAUAGUGCCAGACGGUAUCGUUGGGCAUUCGGUUGGUGAACUGGGUUGUGCUUAUGCAGAUGGUUGUCUAACUGCCGAAGAAAUGCUGUUGGCUGCAUACGCACGUGGCGUUGCGUCUAUAGAAACAGAUUUAAUACCAGGAAUGAUGGCCGCCAUUGGUGUUGGUUAUCAAGGUAUAAAAAAUAGAUUGCCGGAAGAUAUUGACGUCGCUUGUCACAACAGUAAAUCUAGUUGUACUAUAUCAGGUCCAGUUGAAAGCGUUAAAAAUUUUGUCUCACACUUAACGUCUCAAGGUAUUUUCGCUAAAACAGUGAAUGUAGCAGGAAUAGCAUAUCACAGCAGAUACAUAAAACCAGCAUCUCCCGCUCUUCUGAAAUAUCUCAAAGAAGUAAUUAAAGAACCAAAGGAUAGGUCUACUAAAUGGAUAUGUAGUUCAAUUCCAGAGUCUGAAUGGAAUUCGAAUUUAGCCAAACAGUCUUCAGCUGAAUAUCACACAAAUAAUCUUUUAAGCAGUGUGUUAUUUGAGGAAGCUACGCGGCACAUACCCAACGACGCUGUUGUAAUAGAAAUCGCUCCACACGGUCUACUACAGGCAAUUUUAAAACGUUCUUUACCAGAGACAGUGACUAACAUACCGUUAACGAAAAAUGUUUUCGGUCAAUCUGUUCAAUUUCUGCUAAAAUCUAUUGGAAAAAUGUACGUCAACGAUAUUAAUCCAAAUAUCCAGGCACUUUACCCAUCAGUUUAUUACCCUGUAAGCCGUGGGACUCCAUUUCUUCAUACGAUUAAUUUGUGGGAUCAUUCAUUUCAGUGGCCUAAUAUUUAUAAGAAUAGCAUUGAGUUAAAUCGAAAGGCAGUGAUACUAUUGUCUUUGAAUGACAAUGCAAAACUAAUUCAACAUAAAAUUAAUGGACAUUAUGUUGUACCCGUUUCAUUCUUCUUGUUAAAAGUAUGGGUAAAGUUCAGUGAAAUACAUAUGAAAAACCCGUUUAAUGAUGCUAUUACUUUCCAAAACAUCAAAAUUAAACAAAAUAUUGAAAUCACACCAAACAUUACAGAUUCGUUGGAAAUAAUAAAUUAUAUGAUCCAAAGCUCUGGGUUCUUUGAACUUAACUUGAACGGCGCAAUUAUACUGACAGGUCAAAUAGAAUUCACGGAUAAAGAAUGCAUAUCUUCUCAAACAAUCUACCAAUCAAAUGAAAACUCUGAAUGGUCAAUAUCGAAAAAUGAAGUGUACGCCAUGUUUGAGGAAAAAGGUUACCAGUUAGGAGAACAUUUCAAGACAAUUAGCAAUGUAGAAAUAUUUAGAAAUGAAAUCCGUGCAAACAUAAAAUGGAAUAACGAUUGGCUACAUUUUUUGGACUCCUUAUUGAAAAUAUCACUGUUAGAAAAGCUGAAUGCUUCCAACAUUGAGACUCCAAAUUCAAUUCUAGAAAUUUGGAUUAAUCCUACAAUACUUGAGAAUUGCAAUGAUGAGAGUAUACCAACGUGUUACAACAAAUUAACAAAAGAAAUCGUUUGUGAUGGAGUUAAAAUAAGUAAUGUAAAAAAUAAGAAAUUAGAUACCUAUAAUCGAGAAUCGUUUACCUUGAGAUUAGAAAACAUUACGUUUCAUUUGUAUAAUCAGUGCAUUAAACAGGAUAUCAACAAUUGUAUUAAAGACUGUGUAGAAUUUUUGACUGAAAUUUAUAAAUUCGAUCAAAGUAAUACACGUCACAAGGUAAUUUUAUCAGCUCCAUAUGAGUACGAUGAUCCAUUUGUUAAGCUAUGUAAUGAUGCUUUGAAACACAUCUUGAACACCACCACAAACAUUGAUAACGUAUUCAUGAAUUGGGAGGACUUGACAAAACUUUCGAAUAAUAAGGAAUUAAGAUCAUACAUAACAGUAUCUAGUAUUAAUUAUUUACAAGAUUGUAUUAAGGUUUUAGCUAAUAGACCUAACUGUUAUAUAAUUAUCAUAUCAGCAAAGCGUAUAGAUGAUGUUAAGGGGUGGAUAAUGAUCAAAGAACAGAAAUUUGACAAAAAUUACGUAACAUUAAUAAAAAAGGUCAACAGUUUGAGCGAUGACAGUAUUUUUUUAAAGACAAACACUGGCAAAUUGGAUUCAAAAAUAUGGGAACAUAUAACCAAGUGUAAAUCAGAUAAAGGAAAAAUAUAUUUAUUAUCCACCUCUGUACCACCAGAAGGAAUCAAUGAAUACGUACUGAAAAUGUUUCAAACAUUUAAGACCCAGAAACUUAGAUUCGUUUUUAUUUUGGAUUCGGGGGCUCCGGAAUUACACACAAACAUAACCUUUUAUGUAGAACAAUUAUGCAAAGACUUGAUAAUAAAUACUUAUAAAAACGGAGGAUGGGGAUCAUAUAAAAAUGUAUUUAUCAAAAACAUAAAAACGGAUGAUCGUUGUUCUCGUCAACUAUUUCCCAUUAGUCAAAUUCCAAUAAAAAACACCAAUGGCCUGACUAUAAAAUAUCUCGGAAUAAAUCAUAAAAAUGUAGUCUUUGAGGACAACAAUACGGAAAAGGACAUUGGCCCACUCGAAUACUCGGGUAUUUCUAAAAAUGGCAAAGCUGUGAUGGGAAUUCUGUCUUAUAAUAAAACAGAAAAUAUUCUAACAAAAGACAAUCACUUGUCUUGGCCCGUACCACCAACUUGGUCGUUACAAGAUGCCGUUACAGUGCCAUUAUCGUACGCCGUGGCGUAUUAUGUGUUUAAUGUAUUAAGUAAGCUGGUCAGAUCAAAAUCAGUAUUAAUUACUUCUAGUACACAUCCCAUUGCAAUAGCAGCUAUUUCGAUUUGUUUAUCUGAAGGAUGCAAUGUUUUCGUUAUUGUUGAAAAUAAACAGCAAGUUGACUACCUCUCCAGUGUCUUCCCUUUGUUACGACGUUCAAAUAUAAUUAUAAAUGAAAGCAACAAUUUUGAUAUAUACAUAAAGAUGAUUACUAAAUCUAUAGGAAUAUUUCGAGUUUUUAAUUUCUUAGAAGGUGACGGUCUACAAGCUUCAAUACGUUCCGUUGCUGAGGAAGGAUAUUUCUUUCAGUUUUCUAAAUCUGAUAUGAUAAAACAGGAAAAAUUGGGAACAAGAAUAUUUUUAAAUGAACUAGCAUUUUAUUUUAUUACUUAUGACAUGCUUAUGACAGCUUGCGAUGAAGAAAAACUUAUUGUUCAAAAUGCAUUUGCGAAAGGUCUCGACCAGGGCGUAAUUCUAUCACUAAAUGGAAGCGUUGUAAAUAUGCCUUUGAACAGUGAAAAAUUAUUUGAUAACUUGAAUUCUACAUAUCCGAAAAAACUCAUUCUACCUUUAAACGACAACGAUAUAAAAUCAGGUUUUAUUGAGUGUGCGACAGGUGGUUUGUAUCAAUGUCAACUCGAUCGAGUAUAUGUUGUUAUAGGUAAUACAAAUGAAUGGUUGGACGUAGCUGAAUGGUUGGUUAACAGGGGAGCACGAAAAAUCACAAUAAUGUUAAACAAAUAUGUAUUGCCUCCGUCGGGGUGUAGAAGAUUUAACCAACUUUUAUCAAAGCACGUAGCAAUACACAUAGAGUCCAAUAUUUCAAUAACGUCAAAAGAAGACGCUUUGAAUUGGUUUAAUCGUUUGACAUCAUCAAAUCAAUUUGGAGGAAUAUUCUUAAUCGACCAAAAUGACGCUGAAAAAUUAAGUCAGUUUGGUUAUGCUUUUGAGAGGUUGAUCAAUAAAUCUAAAUCAGCUAUAUUUGUAUGUAUUUCUUGUAAAAGUGAGCACGUAUGUUCAGCACUAAAAUCGAAACGAUUGAACGCUUUGAAUAUGCAAUGGAGUGCAAUGGCAAAAAAACAUCAGUUUAUUCCGUCAUUGUUGUCAACGUUGGAUUCACUACUCAUAAAAGUUCAAGACAUCAGUUCCGAAACUUUUACAUUUGUUAAAGAAAAUACUGAUCAGUUGGAAGGUGACUUAAAUAAUAGUAAUAGUUUAUGCGAAAUGCCCGAUUCCGUUGAUGAGUUACUUGAAUUUGUCAAUAAAUUGAACUACGAAGCAGACUUUAUAGAAAAGCAGACCAAGAGCCCAAGAUACUCGCAGGUUAAAGGAGUGGUGCCAGUGUUCAUGAUACCGGGGUUUAAAUCAAAAGCUAUUGAAUUUUUGUAUACAAAACUGUAUUAUCCUACAUUUGAAGCACGGAUUCCAAAACAAAUUAGUUCAAUUAACGACCUUGCUCAAUCUCUCGUUACAAAAUUGAAAAGAAUUUGUAAUCACAGUAUGGUUUCAUUGAUCGGAGAAUCAUGGGGCGGAAUCAUUGCUUUGAAAAUGGCUCAGAUUUUAGAAGCUCAAGGAAUAUUAGUCUCCGUGUGUUUACUAGAAGGAGAUCCAGAUACUGUUUAUGGAUGGGCAAAUGAGAUCAUUUCUAAUCCACUUAAUAAAGAUAUUCUAGAAAAAAAAUAUUUAUUGCAUUUGAUUAAGACUAAUGCCACAUCACCAUUGAAUAUUAAUGAUUAUAAAUCAUAUUUUUUGAACGAGCCACCAUAUAACAAUGUUAAAGAAAACACAAUUAUAAAAGCACUAAAUACAACAUUGUCACUACUAAAAACAUUAGUAAAUUCAGAACCACUACCUUAUAAAUUGGAAGCAAGAGUACAAAUAUUUAAGUUUAACAGGCUAUACAACUAUGAAUCAUCAAUCAUUUAUGAAUACUGUAAUUCUCCACCUGUCAUAAAAAUCAUCAAAGAAUCAGAUUCAUCAGGACUUCUUAACAAUAAAAUAUUUUGCAGAGAUAUAAACGACAAAAUGGGAUUCAUCCCAAACGUUGACGAGAAAUUACCAGUCCUCGAAAGAUAUAAUAAAUUAAGUUUAAAAAAUGAUGAAAUCUAAUUUUAUUAUGAUUUUUUUUUAGAACUCAUGUUUUUUAUUUGAUCAAGUAUUAAUUUCACAUUCAUUUUGCCUUUUAAGCACUCUUGUUAACGUAUACCGAUUUGUUAAAUUUCGUAUUCCUAAAUA
This is a messenger RNA of Adelges cooleyi (spruce gall adelgid), 6810 nucleotides long. Its product is annotated as fatty acid synthase-like. The transcript has 34 exons. Bases 115 to 6684 code for a protein of 2189 amino acids. Gene Ontology annotation, molecular function: fatty acid synthase activity; oxidoreductase activity. Gene Ontology annotation, biological process: fatty acid biosynthetic process. The record is from RefSeq and is a predicted model, not a curated record. Lineage: Eukaryota; Metazoa; Arthropoda; Insecta; Hemiptera; Adelgidae.